This is a messenger RNA of Theileria annulata, 708 nucleotides long. RefSeq names its product mitochondrial matrix family protein, putative. Gene Ontology annotation, cellular component: mitochondrial matrix. The coding region runs from base 1 to 708 and encodes 235 amino acids. The record is from RefSeq and is a predicted model, not a curated record. Lineage: Eukaryota; Apicomplexa; Aconoidasida; Piroplasmida; Theileriidae. The transcript is spliced from 3 exons.
AUGUUAGUUAGAACAGUAGUUAGAAACCUUCCCAAGACAUUUCCAGCCUUGGGAACUAAUUCGAGAAGAUUCUUCACGAAUAAGGUUUCCCUAAACAAGAAGUUCGGUGCUUUAACUAUGUCUUUGAGGAAUCUAACCACGGAAUCGGGAAAACUCCUUCAAGUUGUUCAAGGAGAAAUCCACCACGAAACCUCAAAUUAUGAACCUCCAAACUUAGUCAAAGAUUACUUAUCUAAAUCAGGAUGGAAAUUUGUCGAAAAGGACGGUGAUGUCAAUAUGACUCUUGAAAAGAAAGUCGGAGAUUUGUCUGUGGUUGUUGAUUUCCAACUAGUGUCACCAUUUGAGGCCGAAGGAGACGGAGAAACGCAAGCAGAAAUGACUGAUUUCUCAGUAACAGUUGAGAAUCCAGUGGGACAAGGGGUUACAUUCUUUUGUAGCACACUACAAAACGACGAAAAGUACAGAUACAUCAUCUGCAAUGUCAGAAUGUAUGCAGACCAGGAAGCCAAAAACUCCGUUUCAAGCUAUAACGGACCUGAGUUUGAAGAUCUAGAUGAUACACUACAAAGCAGCUUCGAUGAAUGGCUUGCAAGUCUAGGAGUAGAUUCUGAACUUUGUGAUUUUAUCGACGCCUGUAGCAUCGAUAAAGAACAAAGAGAAUAUAUGGUCUGGCUUAAAGGCCUGGAAAAAUUCUUAUCUUCCAAAUAA